AUGCAGAGAGAGCUGGAGAGCUGCCUGAGUUUGGAGUACACUCCGGACAGUCUGCCCCUUCUGCUGCACCAGGACCAGAUGUUGAAUUUGAGGUGUGAGUAUGAGGACGCCGUUCAGAGAGCUCGGAGACUGUCAGCGAGCAGAGAGAAGGUCCUGACCAGCCGUGGAAACCCUGCCAACCUUCUCACUCAGGACGAUGUGGUCAUUUAUCUGCAGUGGCUGAUCUGCCAUCUCCACUCUGUGCAGACCAUUCACAACUUCCUGAGGAUUGUGGAUGGGAUUCAGGUCUGGAUUCUGUCUGUUUUUCAAAAUGUUGUCAGUGUUUUCUGGAUCCGAUCUACAAUGACUGCAAGUGUGGCUGAUGAAGUUCCUCUACUCACAAUUCACCUGGAGGAGUUUCUACCUGAGCUGCAGACUUUGAUCACCUACUUCCAGCUGCCAUAUGACACUGGGAAUCUCAGGACGGCUGCAGAUGAGAUGGAGCUAUUCAGCAGGGUGUGGAGGGAGUUCAGAGGGAUCUUUCAACAGCAGGAACAGACAAAAACAUUUCCUCAGUAUGAUGGUACGGAUGUCAAAGACAACCAUUGGGGGAGGAGAAGUGCUAACAUGGCUCUGAGGAAGGACGCCAAAUGGAUUCCCUUCAUCCAGGUGAAACCCAGACGAGAUCCAUGGCAGCAAAAGCUCUUCACAAAGCUGAAGGAAAAGAAAUCUGUCGAUGGGCUGCUGGAGAUGCACUGCAGCUUUCUGCAGGUAACCAGGAUUCAUCUCACAUCUCCUUGA
Melanotaenia boesemani (Boeseman's rainbowfish) is the source of this 780-nucleotide messenger RNA. RefSeq lists its product as uncharacterized. Lineage: Eukaryota; Metazoa; Chordata; Actinopteri; Atheriniformes; Melanotaeniidae. The record is from RefSeq and is a predicted model, not a curated record. The transcript has 6 exons. The coding region runs from base 1 to 780 and encodes 259 amino acids.